AUGAACCUCCUACCCUGCACUGUCCUGUUAUACAUCGCGUUAGUUUGCGCCUCACUGCCGAUCCUCAAUGCUACCAGUAUCCAUACAAAUUCCAGCGACUCUCCAUCCUACAGUAACACCAGGACCUUGUGGGACAUUAUCUGGAGCUGUGGUGCAACCUUAUUAGCAUGCACAUGGACUGCAAUUCAUCCGAACAUUCCGGGUAUGAACGAGGGGAAACUUACCAUUAUGCGCCGUCGUCUAUUCAUCAUGGUCGUGGCGUUGAUCAGCCCAGAACUCAUCAUCACCUGGGCCGCGUGGCAAUUUCUCAGUGCUCGUGCAGCUGCAAAGAAGUUCAAUAGUGACUUUGGUUCACAGUGUGCCCAGGCCCACCGCAGCCAUUGGGAUAUAUCAGAGAGCACAGCUACAUUUCUCGAUGACAUCCCAGACUCAAAUGAAAGAUAUAGUCAAAGUCCAAGCGCUCUCGGGUUCAAACCUUCAAAGUUUAGAGGUCGGCUUAGAUGGACAGUGGUGCAUGGGUUCUUUGCGUGUAUGGGUGGAUUCAUCCUCUAUGUCAAUGACGAACCACAAGGCACUCUUACACCCAAUGAACUCCGGCACUUUAUUUCUGAGGGAUAUGUGGAUAUGCCUGUCAUCACGGAGGAAGAGAUAGAAGAUCGAAGUAAGGGUGAUGGACUAUCCAAAGGCAUUGUAAUUCUUCAGUUGGCUUGGUUCAUCCUCCAGCUUGUCGCCCGUUACACACAGAACCUUCAGAUAACUGCCGCUUGA
Molecule: messenger RNA, 768 nt
Organism: Suillus paluster
Lineage: Eukaryota; Fungi; Basidiomycota; Agaricomycetes; Boletales; Suillaceae
Exons: 2
Coding region: 1-768 (255 amino acids)
Source: RefSeq, a predicted model, not a curated record